AUGGCUACUAACGAGGAUCACCCACAUGAUGAUUCUGGACAUGAUGGAGAUAAGCACGUUAAUAAAACGGAAAUGGAAAUUAGACGAGGAAUAACAAUAAUGAAGAGAAUCAUUCGAGAUAGAGAUCGUGGCAUGAAGUAUGAUGUGCAUUGGAGUCAAGAAGGCCAACUAAUUGAGCCUAACGGUUCAACGUUGACGAGUUAUCUUGGUUCGGUGGUAAGGAGAGAAAUUCCAAUAACUUGUGAAGAUUGGAGAUCAAUAGUGUUGGACGAUGCUAAAGAUAAAAUACGGAGUGAGAUACAGAGGUCGUUCAACAUUGAGGAUACCAGGAGAGAUUAUAUACUCAAAUUGGCCGGAAAAUUACAUAGAGGGUUUAGAGAUUUUUUAUCAAACAAGCUUCUUAGGGAUGCAGAUAAAAUUUUUGUUGAUGCAGAGCUUCCAAAUAAAUAUAAAGAUUUGAUUACACCUGAAGAAUGA
Molecule: messenger RNA, 477 nt
Organism: Vicia faba (fava bean)
Lineage: Eukaryota; Viridiplantae; Streptophyta; Magnoliopsida; Fabales; Fabaceae
Source: the annotation of a GenBank genome assembly